Toxotes jaculatrix (banded archerfish) is the source of this 2975-nucleotide messenger RNA. RefSeq names its product leucine rich repeat neuronal 1 (gene lrrn1). The transcript has a single exon. NCBI's taxonomy places the organism in Eukaryota, Metazoa, Chordata, Actinopteri, Toxotidae. The coding region runs from base 34 to 2187 and encodes 717 amino acids. The record is from RefSeq and is a predicted model, not a curated record. Gene Ontology annotation, molecular function: protein binding.
AGUCAUCUGACCCUCCUCCUGUCCCUACCCAGCAUGGCUAGACGGAGGUUAGACUGCUUUCUUCUAGGCCAGGUGCUUUCUGGCCUGAUUCUGGCAUCUAUAGGACUAUCCUUCGUCCAAAACAACGAGUGCCCCCAGCUAUGUGUGUGUGAGAUCCGACCCUGGUUUACUCCCCAGUCCACCUACAGAGAAGCCAUCACUGUGGACUGCAAUGACCUUCGCUUAACACGCAUCCCAGGGAACCUUUCCAGUGACACUCAGGUUCUCCUCCUACAGAGCAACUACAUUGCCAAGACCAGUGAGGAGCUGGAGCAGCUCUUCAACCUGACUGAGCUGGACUUGUCCCAAAACAACUUCAGUAGCAUUCGGGAUAUUGGCCUUACCAACAUGUCCCAGCUCACCACGCUUCAUCUGGAGGAGAACCAGAUCACAGAAAUGCCAGAUUACUGUCUGCAGGACCUCAGCAACCUGCAGGAGCUCUACAUCAACCACAAUCAGAUCAACACCAUUUCUGCCAAUGCCUUCUCUGGGCUCCACAACCUGCUAAGGCUUCACCUCAACUCCAACAGGCUCAAGACCAUCAACAGCCAGUGGUUUGAAUCUACGCCCAAUUUAGAGAUCCUCAUGAUUGGGGAGAACCCCGUUGUCGGAAUAAUGGACUUUAAUUUCAAGCCCCUGGGCAACCUGAGAAGUUUGGUUUUGGCUGGGAUGGAUUUGACAGACAUCCCCGGAAAUGCCUUUGUCGGACUUGACAAUCUUGAGAGCCUCUCCUUCUAUGACAAUAAGUUGGUUCGAGUUCCUCAGAGAGCUCUUCAGAAACUACCUAACCUGAAGUUUUUGGAUUUGAAUAAAAACCCAGUGCACAAGAUCCAGGAAGGUGAUUUCAAGAAUAUGCUGAGGCUGAAGGAGCUGGGUAUAAACAAUAUGGGAGAGUUGGUUUCUAUUGAUCGUUACGCUUUGGACAACCUUCCUGAGCUCACUAAGCUGGAGGCUACAAACAACCCCAAGUUCUCCUACAUCAACCGUCAGGCCUUUCGUGAUGUCCCAGCCUUGGAGAGUCUAAUGCUGAACAACAAUGCUCUGAACGCUCUCUAUCAAUCCACGGUGGAGUCCCUCCCCAACCUACGUGAGAUCAGCAUCCACAGCAACCCUCUUCGCUGUGACUGUGUCAUCCAGUGGAUGAACUCUAACAAGACCUCUGUCCGCUUUAUGGAACCUCUGUCCAUGUUGUGUGGCAUGCCAACAGAGUUCAGGGGUAUGCAUGUACGAGAGGUGCUGCAGAAGAACUUAGCAAACCAGUGCUUGCCCAUGAUUGCUCAUGACAGCUUCCCCAGUCAUCUCAAUUUGGACAUUGGCAUGACGGUGGACUUGGACUGCAGGGCCAUGUCCCAGCCUGAGCCUGAAAUCUACUGGGUGACGCCUAUGGGGAACAAGGUAAUGAUGGACACCCUGUCUGACAAGUACAGCCUCAGCAAUGAAGGGACAAUGAGAAUUUCUCAUAUCCAAGUAGAAGACUCAGGCAGAUACACCUGUGUGGCUCAAAACUCAGAGGGGGCUGACACAAGAGUGAUAGCUAUACGGGUAAAUGGCACUCUGUUAGACAGCACUCAGCUUAUGAAGAUCUAUGUCAAACAGACAGAAUCUCAUUCAAUCCUGGUUUCCUGGAAAAUAAACUCAAACAUAAUGACCUCUAACCUCAAGUGGUCAUCUGCCACCAUGAAAAUAGACAACCCCCAUAUUACUUACACUGCCAGGGUACCUGUGGACGUCCAUGAGUACAACCUUACACAUUUACAACCAGCAACUGAGUACGAAGUGUGCCUCACCGUCUCCAACAUCCAUCAACAAACACAGAAGUCGUGCGUGAAUGUGACAACGAAGCAAGCGACCUUUGCUGUGGAAAUAUCAGACCAAGGGACCAACACUGCUCUUGCAGCCGUCAUGGGAACAAUGUUUGCUAUCAUCAGCCUGGCCUCUCUGGGUGUGUACAUUGCUAAGAGGUGGAAAAGGAAAAACUAUCACCAUUCCCUGAAAAAGUACAUGCAGAAAACAUCGUCAAUACCGCUAAACGAGCUGUACCCUCCUCUUAUCAACUUGUGGGAGGCAGACAGUGAGAAGGAAAAGGAGGGUUCCUCCGAGACCAAACCUAGCCAGGUCGACACCACACGUAGCUAUUACAUGUGGUGAAAGCUACUAACUACUAUGUGGGAGAUACAGAGACAUGUUUCUUUCAGGAGCACAAAUAUACACAUUUGCUUCUUUAUGUAAAAGUGGACUGAGUCAUUUUUUCUUUCUUGUUUCCUUUUCGGUUUCUUCGGUUCUCUCAGGCUUGGUCUUUGAUGCGAACAACGAACCAACGUUUUCAGAUCUUUAGUUUAGCAUAUUGCCUUUUUACCUCUCGCUCAUUUUGACACACAAUAUGGCAGCUUUGUUUAGCUUCCUGGACUUAGUAGUCACUGUGCUUUAUUUUUAGUAUUUGUUUUGAUGAACACAGCAUGAGCAUUGUCACGGAUUCAGUAUGCGUGAGCAAAGGAAAAGCUGAAAUCCGACCUGUUUUUGACAUGUUUUCUCUGGCAGAACUGUUAGAGACUGCAAUCUUUCUUUCUCUUGUAAAACAGUUUCACUGUUGACUGUUGUGCACUGAAAUAUAUAUACUAAUUUGUCUAUCAACUGAAAUAUAAGCUGACAAAGUACGUUUAGACUUGAUAUACCAUCUAUUGAAUAAUGUUAGCAAUUGUAAUGUUGUAUCAGCUAUGAUUUAAUUUACUUUUUGUACAUUAAAACAGUAUGUUUGAUUUAGACUUUAAGUUUGCAGAGCAACUACUGUAAACCAGCAAUAGAAAUAUGAAUGUUAUAAACUAGGUCAAUAGAUGUAAGGCUUUUUAAAUUUCCUAAAUAUUUCUUUUCUUAUUUUGCUAGAAUAUGUCUACAAUCACUGGUUUUGUUGUGGUUUCCACACACAAACAUGUUGUUUA